CUUAGGUCCUGAGAAUUGUAGUUGUUCUUCUCGUAAGUUGGCUGUUACUUGAAUGGGUCUCUUGGUUACAGCCAUUAUAUAAACAUUCUUCCAAAAUUGCCCCUAAUUGUCAUGCCCCCCGUGACCUAAUACUGGUAAUUUACUUACACAAAACCCUGAACUGUGCAUCGAGUGGUCACUUGCAGCCACAGUUUUCUCAAUAUCAACAUUCCUAUCAUUUCGGGUUUAACUUUCUGGUGGCCUGUGUAACGUCACUGUGUGACAUGAAAACGUUCAACACGAGUACUAUCCAGAUACGUUAAGUUGUUGGAAAUUUCCAUCUAAUUACGUACAGACUACUAUAGUUACAUAUGCAAAAGGCUAUUAUCUCUUUCAGUCUGUUCAUUCGUGAUUCAUAAUCACCGGUCUAACCAGUUUUUAGGCAUAAAGGCAGCUCCGAGUCCUACUUCCUACAUACCAGACCAUCUAAAUCUACACGGGCUGUUCUCGGCAUUGACAGCAAAAUGAGAGUCGCCGUCGUAGGAGCAGGAAUUGUGGGUAUGACCUCUGCCCUGCACAUCAUGGAGCAGUGUUCGUCUGCGCAUGGGCAGUUGGAAUUAACAGUCAUCUCUGAGAAGUUUUGUCCGGACAACACGAUGGCGAGUUACGGACCGGCAGGUCUGUGGAAACCGCCGUCACAGGAGCACAUGACUCACGCAGAGCUGAAGCGGCUACAGGAUUCCUUUGACUUCUUGACUUCGGUUCUCCGGACAAGCUACGCACAUGAAGCCGGCAUCUUCCUUCAGCCGGGUUACAUCGUCCACAUGGACCCCAUACCGGACCCGGCCUGGAAAGACAUUGUCGUUGGGUUCCGACAUGUCACCCCGUGGGAGCUAACCAACCUGUUUCCUGGUUACAAACAAGGAUGGUUCUACACUACCUUCAUAUGCCAGGCUAGAGACUUCUUACCGUGGGCAAAGAAAAGACUGACUCAGAGAGGAGUUGGCUUCGUGCAGAGAAAAGUGAACUCAUUGGAACAGUUGGCGCCACAUUACGAUGUUGUUGUGAACUGCAGCGGUUUGGGUGCUGCGAAGCUGGCAAGUGACGAGGCCGUUUCAGCGAGUAGGGGGCAGGUCAUGAGGGUAAAGGCGCCCUGGCUGCGGUAUUUUGUAGAGACGGACGGAAAGCAUCCAGUCAUCAACGGUUUUACAUAUAUGGUCCCGAAUUUACACGACGUAGUUAUCGGUGGGACAAGACAGACGGGGAAUAUCCGGAAAACGAACGACCCACGUGACACGGACACCAUCUGGAAGGGAAUCUUGGCUUUGAACUCUCAAAUGAAGGGUGCGGAGGUAGUAGAGGAGUGGACGGGUUUCCGCCCCAUGCGGGACGGAGGAAUCCGGCUGGAGAGAGAGACACUGGCGGGAACUUCAACAGGGCGGCCGCUGGAGGUCGUUCAUAACUACGGGCAUGGAGAGGCCGGGGUCACGUGGUCACACGGUUGUGCCAAAGAAGUUGCCGACAUCGUGAAAACCAUCAUGGCGGAACGACGUCCAAAAUCUCGUUUAUAGACUUCAACAUGUUCGAGAUUGUAAUUCCCUGAAACGAUUUUCACUAAGAGGACUGGGCGAAAAAUCUACAUGUACAUUCAAGUAACUCCGAAUCGAAUGUGGAUAGCGUAUGCUGGAAGUCAAAAUCAGUGUCAGCGCAGGCAAAAUAAAACUAGAACGAGACAAAGAAGGUGCCUAAUUUCUUUCAUCUUGCUAAUGGUGACGACUAGCACUGCAAAAAUGAUUGAACAAGAAGAACAUUUGAUGACAUGAUAAAAGAAAUAAUCCGCAAUCAUUGUUCAUUUUUUCAUCGUAUGCCGUUGUUUUGUUUUACAGUGUUUCAAAAUUCCAAACUGAUUAUGUCUAUGUGUAUCAUUAACCUACUCGUUACCUACAAUAUAUUUGAUUUCACCCUGA
Molecule: messenger RNA, 1946 nt
Organism: Branchiostoma floridae (Florida lancelet)
Lineage: Eukaryota; Metazoa; Chordata; Leptocardii; Amphioxiformes; Branchiostomatidae
Product: D-amino-acid oxidase-like
Exons: 11
Coding region: 504-1550 (348 amino acids)
Molecular function (GO): D-amino-acid oxidase activity; FAD binding
Source: RefSeq, a predicted model, not a curated record